AUGAGCAGAUUCAGUAGAUUCGAGCUCGUUAGCCACUCUCCUUCGUCCUACAUCAAGCAGACCUCCAUUCUCGGACCUCCAAGAACCAUAGCGCUAAACCCUUUCUUCCCAUCUUUCUCCAUUGUUGAGGACGAGCUCGACUGCGCUCUCGGCCUCCUUGACCUCGCCCCAGCCUCUCCCUCCUUGUUCGACGAAUUUGAUACCAUCACAGAUCUGAUCCAGAUCGACGAAACCCCAUUUCACACCUCCACGCGCCGCGUCACGCGCCGGUCCGGGCUGGGCGAUCUGUACCUGCAGGCGCUCAGCGACCGCGUCUCGGCUCUGGAGCUGGAGCUGGAGCUGGGGCUUAGCCGGCUGGCGAGGGAGGAGAAGAGCAGGAAGAAGAAGUACACGUGGACGGCAGAGGUGAAGAGCCCGGAGAAUGACCGGAAGUACCAGUGGACGGCCGAGAUCAAUGACGGGAAGAAAGGGCUGGAGAAGAGCUACAAAUUGACGGCUGAGAUCCAGAGGAAGGGUGGGGCCCGCGUCCUGCCGGUCGAGCAGAAGUACACGAUAAAGGUGUCCGCUGGUGGUUCGGAGGAGAAGGCUAAGAAGGAGAAGAAGAAGAAGUGUGAGAAGGUCAAGGAGAAGGGUACGAAGAAGACAUUGGGAUCCAGUGCCCGCAUUGUUGAGAUUGAGGAGCCAUCCGGUCAUGGGGGGAUUGUUCUGAGGCAGGUUUUUGCCAAGAGAGUGGAUAAGAGUAAGGGUAAGAGGAAGGAGCUUUCUCCACAUGAUGCAGCUGUUCUUAUUCAGAAGAGUUUUAGGGCUUAUCUCAUCCGGAGGUCUCAGGCCCUACGUUCACUUCGUGAGAUGGCCAUUGCCAAGACCAAGUUGAAGGAGAUUAGGGGGGUUUUCCACAAUUUUUCCUAUCGACGCCUUCUGGCCCGUGAUGCUGAAGAACGUCAGAGGUUCUCUGAGAAGAUCAUCGUGUUGCUCCUGACUGUUGAUGCUAUUGAGGGUGCGGAUCUGAUGGUUCGAAGAGCAAAGAAGUCAAUGGUGGAUGAGCUGGAAGCAAUGCUUGACGUGGUGGACCCACAGCCUCCCGGGAAAUCCCUGUCCAUUCGGAGGAGAACUUUCGACAUGCCCGAUAAUGCUAUCAAUAAGGAACUUGCUGCUGGAGUUGCGCAGGUGGUUCAGAUGCUGGAUAAUGAGGCAAACACCUCCGAAGCUUUCGAAGCAUGCUUGUAA
Striga hermonthica is the source of this 1227-nucleotide messenger RNA. Lineage: Eukaryota; Viridiplantae; Streptophyta; Magnoliopsida; Lamiales; Orobanchaceae. The record is from the annotation of a GenBank genome assembly.